AAGACCCGAAAACUCUCUAUAUAAUUUCACGAUUGGGAGAGAAAAAUAGGGCGAUGAGAGUGACGGUGAUGGAACGUGGAGUGUUUGGAUGUUGAGAAAACCCUUCCAAUUCGAUCAUUCUCGUCUCCAAAUCUGGCGAUUCUGAUCUUUUUUAUCGCUCUCUUUUGAACGAUUCAUCUACUUUGUUGCGAUCAUUGUGUGAUCGAGUUUUUCACUGAUUUCCGAAUUUCACUUAGCGUUCUGGGUGCUGGCUGUUAAGUACUACCUGCUGUUCAUCGGAGCUGUUUCGGUGGUUCAAUGGAGUCUACAAAAGUCAUCAAGGUUAAAUAUGGUAACACACUAAGGCGUUUUAAUGCAUGCCUUGACGAAAAUGGAGAACUGGAUCUUGAUAUCAAUGGAUUAAGAGCAAAAGUCAUCACUCUCUUUAAUCUUGUGCCUGAUGCUGAUCUUACACUGACGUAUAUUGAUGAAGAUGGUGACGUGGUAACACUUGUUGAUGAUGAAGAUCUGCAUGAUGUGAUGAGACAGCGCUUGAAGUUCUUGAGGAUUACCGUGCUGCUAAAUAUUGAAAAGGAUGGUAGGUCUCACACUCGGUCAAGUGGAAGUUCUACUCCCAUGAGAUCACCUUUUAACCUGCGCCCAUUUCAAGAUGGCAAUGCUGGUGUUGCUCCCAUGAGAUCACCUUUUGACCUGCGCCCAUUUCAAGAUGGCAAUGCUGGUGUUGCUCCCAUGAGACCACCUUUUGACCUGCGCCCAUUUCAAGAUGGCAAUGCUGGUGUUGCUGAAUUUAUUAAAUCGGUACCAGAGCCACUACUUGAAGCAUUUUCGAAACUAUCAACAGAUUUUGCUUCUAAAGCUGCAUCCUCUGCUCCAGUUCUUUCUGAGGUUCUUACCUGCCUCUCAAAGAUGGGAGAAUCCUACCUCAAUUCUGUUUCUCCAUCUGAGGUUGGUGCAGAUUCAAGCACACAUAAUAGGUCAUCUGACAACUCCAUCGAUCCUUUAGUGACUGAAUAUACAAAAGCUCCGCAAGCUGACAGCAAACAAGAACUGCUGCCAACUGCUGAACUCAAAGAUUCAAAUUCUAAAUUUAAUGAAGUGGGAACAACUGGACCUGUGUCUAGAGGUGUGGGGACCUCAAUUACUCCAGCUGCAACAUCCGUGGAUCUUAACUUCCCUAGUUUUCCAGAUAUAUCUGAAAUCCCUAGUUUUUUUCCAGAUAUAUCUAAAAUCCCCAUUUUUCCAGUUAUAACUGAAUCUGGAGCUGUGACUAUUACAGCAGGUAUUGCAUCAAAUGUUCCUGCUACUGACAACAAGGAGGCUAACGUGGAAAGCGUUGUUGCACCAGUUGCAUCCAAUGAUCCCUCUGUGGACAAGAGGAAGGAGACUAAGAAGGAAAGCAAGUAUGCACCCAUUGCAUGUUCUGAUUGUGCCAAUGAUCCCUCUGUGGACAAGAGGAAGGAGACUAAGAAGGAAAGCAAGUAUCCACCCGUUGCAUGUUCUGAUUGUGCUUCUGAUGGAAGGAAAGGAACUAAGAAGGGAAGCGUUGAUCAUUAUGGUGAGAAGUUGGCUGAUUGUGUUGCAUCCACGUGGAAUGCAGGAUAUCCCAGACCCUAUAAUCCAGAUCCUUCCCAUAUCACUUGUUUGGAUGGUGGGAUAAGCAAGAAAAUUUCUAGUGAUGGUAGGAACUAUGCGGCUCCAAAUUUUGGUAACCCUUUUAGUGACUGCCCAUUUACUGGAAUGCCUCCAGUAAAUAACUCACUUUUGUCUACUGGUGCUCGUCCUCGUCCUCCUCUAUUCAAGAGGAGCUACAAAGAUGCUAUGGGUGGUACCUUCCAUAAAGGUAUUCAAUGUGAUGGUUGUGGGGUUCACCCAAUAACUGGACCUCGGUUCAAGUCGAAAGUAAAAGAAGAUUAUGACCUUUGCAGCAUCUGCUUCUCUGAUAUGGGUAAUGAGGCUGAUUACAUUAGAAUGGACUGGCCUGCUCGUCAGCAUCCAUGGUCUUUCAAGAUGUCACAUGAUCCUAUGCAACAACCUGAGGUUCAUCCCCCAGCACAACCCUAUCCCAGUAUAGGUUGUGGAGUAAGGGUAUGUCAGCCGCGUCUUGAUAGCCGCUUUAUUUUGGAUGUAAAUGUCAUAGAUGGUACAGUGAUGGCCCCAUCAAUCCCAUUCACAAAGACUUGGAGGAUGCGCAACACUGGUAAUGCUGUGUGGGCUCGAGGAACACGACUUGUAUGGAUUGGGGGAGAUAGAUUCAGUGUAAAAGAUUCGGUUGAGAUUUGUAGGGAUUGUGUGCCAAUUGGUGAAGAACGUGAAAUUUCAGUUGAAUUUACUGCACCUGAAUUUCCUGGUCGAUACAUCUCAUACUGGAGGAUGGCUGCACCAUCUGGCCAAACAUUUGGGCAACGAGUUUGGGUUCUCAUUCAGGUUGACAGUUCCCUGAAGGACCUGUUAGGUGAUAGCAUGCCAGUCAUAAACUUGAAUUUUCCUCCUAGUAGUGGUGGGUCUAAAAGCCCUCAGAUUAUAGAUGUGAAUGUUGAGCCUGUGGUGGAUGGAGGCCUUGUUGAGGUCAAUGAACCAGUGAAGCCGAUUGUUAAAGAACAUGCUAACAAGAACCAGGAACUGAAUUUCCCUAUUGAUGAUAACUUGCUAGCCACCAAUGUCGUUCCUGGACCUGUUUCACCUCCUGGACCUGUUUCACCGGAGAAUAAUUCAUCUGUAUCAUAUCCUAUUAUAGAUUUUUCUGAUGCUGCCCCAAUUUCUGGAGUUGACCAGGCCGCCUUGGAUCAGGCUGCAUUGGAAGAAGUGAUGGGUAAAAACGAUGGUGUUGAGCAGUCUCUCCUCAAAGCUCUUGAUGAGAUGGGUUUCAAGUGUGAUGCAUUUAACAAGGAAAUCUUGAGGAUGCAUGAAUAUGAUUUGGAGGAGACAGUGAACCAUCUCUGUGGUGUUGGGGAAUGGGAUCCUAUCCUAGAGGAGUUGAAGGAGAUGGGUUUCAAUGACACAGAACUGAACAAGAAGCUGUUGAGGAAGAACAAUGGCAGUCUCAAGCGCGUGGUCAUGGAUCUUAUUGCUGUAGAGAAAUAUUAGUCUGAACAUGCCUGGUUGAAAUGCCUGAUGUUAUGUUAUAUAAAUAAAUCUCGGAAUAACAUAAAGCAGCAGCAGCAGCAGCAGCAGCAGCAAUCGCCGGAUGUUAUGCAUUUUAGUUUUUAAUUUCUAGAGCGGGCGUUUUUCGCCAAUUCUCUUUUCUUCUGGAACUUGCCACUUAUGGAUUAUAAUCAGCUUUGCUGUGUUUAUGGUAUAUAUAUAUAAUUUAAUCCCUA
This is a messenger RNA of Vitis riparia (riverbank grape), 3317 nucleotides long. RefSeq names its product protein NBR1 homolog. Gene Ontology annotation, molecular function: protein binding; zinc ion binding. The transcript has 7 exons. The coding region runs from base 298 to 3084 and encodes 928 amino acids. Lineage: Eukaryota; Viridiplantae; Streptophyta; Magnoliopsida; Vitales; Vitaceae. The record is from RefSeq and is a predicted model, not a curated record.